UCACAUUACUCAUAUUAAUAUGAGUAUUGAAAGCUAUUUUUAAUAUUUAUCAAAUUGAUUUGUCUCAUUUUUAACUAAAUCAAAUGAAUACAACUUUAUUUUAAUUUUUAAUGCGUUUUAGAGUUAAUUCAGUUUCAUUGGAUUUUGUUAUGAAAUUGAAAUGUGUAAAUCUUCAAAUUAUUAUUUAAAAAGAAGUUUGAAAAAUAAAUAAAUACAAAAUCAGCCUCACCUGUUUGAAAUCAAUAGUGGAAACAGCCAAACACUUGAACACACUGACCAGCUGUUUUAUAUGAAUUAUCAGUGGACAUGAGUUACUCGAGUACACGGAACUGAACAUCUCUGGCUAAUAAUUCAUCAGUCAAACGAGCUUUUACUCCAUUAGACAUUUGAUAGUCAAAUCUGAACACAUCAGGGCCCAAGAGAAUAUUAGUAUUAUUUUUAUUUAUUACUUUUAUUUUAUCUCUCUCUCUCUCUCUCAAUAUAUAUAUAAUAUGUAUUUUAUUAUUAUGAUUAUUUUAUUUAUUUAAACACAUUAUUUAUAGCUAAUUAAAAGACCUUCCCAUUCGAUGAGGAAGAUUUAUGAUGAAGUUUUCAAGCAGCCACUCCAGUCCCAGCAUGCUUUGCUCUGUGGUGGAUAAUCACAGACCUGUGUGAGUUUAUAAAUCUCUAGAUAAAUCCUCUUAAAGAUUCCACAGUGACAGGAAACGGCCACCGAACUCUCUUUCUCUGACUAAUGGAGCGGCACGCAUUCAAUAACAGUUUGUGAUUGUGUGUGUGAACAUCCCAAAGUCCAGACAUGAACGGAUUCACAGAACUCACCUCACCGUCCGCACACAUCAAUGGUCACAGCUCGCUCUCUCCAGAUGUUCCUGCCAAAAAGACAAGUGCUAAAGCUCUGUACGAGCAAAGGAAAAACUACACCAAAAACAGCAUCAACAGUCUGACAGACACAACGCAGUACCAUGUGGAGCAUCUGACCACGUUUGUGAUGGACCGUAAAGAGGCCGUGUUGACCAUCGAUGACGGCAUCAGAAAACUGCGUCUGCUGGACGCUAAAGGGAAGGUUUGGACACAAGACAUGAUUCUACAGGUGGACGAGAAAGCGGUCAGCCUCAUCGACAGUGAAACCAAGAAUGAGCUGGAGAACUUUCCUCUGGGUUCCAUCCAGCACUGUCAGGCCGUGAUGAACGCGUGCGGUUAUGACUCGAUACUCGCGCUGGUGUGUAAAGAAUCCGGACAGGGCAAACCGGACCUGCACCUGUUCCAGUGUGACGACAUCAAGGCCAAUCUAAUCUACGUGGACAUCGAGAGCGCCGUCAGCGAUCACAAAGGCGGGAAAGUGAAGAAACGGCCGGAGGCGCUCAAAAUGAUCCUGAAGAGUGACGGCACCAUCCCGCCACCACCAGGAGGCCCCGCCCCCGUGCCUCCAGCAGCUGUCAAUCAAGAGAACCUCAAGAGUCGAGUGGCCAGUUGGACCAAUGAGCAGAAAGACUAUGAUAAACAGAGACAUCACGCUGUGCUGGACGGGUUUCCUGAGAUGAGCGCUGCACAAGUGGACCGAGAUGUGCAAAUCCUGAAUCACCUCCUGGACGACAUCGAACACUUCGUCACUAAACUUCAGAAAGCUGCCGAAGCCUUUAGUGAACUCAACAAUCGAAAGAAAUCUAAGAAGAGUAAAAAGAAAGGGCCAGGAGAGGGAGUUUUGACUCUCCGAGCGAAACCACCAACUCAAGACGAGUUUGUCGACUGUUUCCAGAAAUUCAAACACGCCUUCAACCUGCUGGGAAAGUUGAAGAAUCACAUUCAGAACCCGAGCGCUGUGGAUCUGGUUCACUUCCUGUUUAAUCCUCUCAGACUGGUGAUCCAGACGUCAGGUGGAGUUGAUCUGGCUAAAAGUGUGAUCGUUCCUCUGCUCACCAGAGAAGCCAUCGACUUCCUGCAUGCUGCAGGUUCAGCAGACGAGAGACACCUGUGGGUCACACUGGGAGACGGAUGGACCAAGUGCAGGUUGGAGUGGCCAAAGGAUCACAUGUUUCCUCCUCACACUUUGUGCUUUCGUGAUGGCUGGGAGCCGCCAGUGCUGGUGUCUCAUGAACAGGAAGUGACACAGCUGGCAGAGAGAUUGACCCAGGCCGAGGUUCAGAGAUCAGGAGAUCGACCGCCACUCGAUCAGUCACAGAUGGUCGAUGAUUUCUCCUGCACAGAUGGGUACGACUUCACGAACACAUCACACAAGCGCUUGCACCUGCUGGAGCGAGACGCGGCCGUGGCGGCUUUUAAACACGCUGUCAGCCGUCAUGUAGAUAGAAAUGUGGACACUCAUGACAGAACGCAGCCCAGAAACUUUGCCAAAUCCAAAUAUGAUUUUGUGGCCAGAAACGCGACGGAGCUGUCGGUGCUGAAAGACGAGGUGGUGGAGGUGUUGGACGACAGGAAACAGUGGUGGAAGGUGAGGAACGGUGCAGGCGCUGCGGGAUACGUGCCAAACAACAUCCUGGAGAUCAGCCGCGCGGUGGACGUGACGGGCCGCGGGGAGCCCAUAUACAGCCACACCAUACAGCUAUUGAUGCCAAAAAAGGAGUUUGAGUUGUUUAAGCAAUUACUGGGCGAGUUAAACGAGAAGCAGCGAUCAGACUAUGUGCCCAAACCAGCGGUGACACCUGCUCCUCCCACCCCGACACCCCCUCCUCCUCCUGCCCCAGUGCAGAUCCCCACCCCCCCUCUGCCCCCCUCACCUGCCCCGCCGCCGGCUACCGACCCUCAGAGCAACAAGAGUGAACAACCAGCAGACAACAGCAGCGAGAACGACAGCGUGACGAUGAGAGAACAUCAGAGAGAACGACCUGCGCUUGCCAACCGCCGUAAGUCUAAUAUGGAGGAAGUUCAGGAUGAGUUGAUGCACAGACUGACGCUCGGUCGCAGCGCACAGAAGAAGUUUCAGCCUCCAGCUCGCAGCAGCAGUCUGCCGUCUGUGACCAUCACGUAUGACUCCACACCUGACGAGGUGAAGACCUGGUUACAGCUCAAAGGAUUCAGUGCUGUGACGAUCAACAGUCUGGGCGUGCUGACGGGCGCUCAACUCUUCUCUCUGAAUAAAGACGAGCUGAAGACGGUGUGUCCUGAUGAUGGCGCUCGAGUCUUCAGUCAGGUCACCGUUCAGAAAGCUGCUCUCGAGAGGAGUUCCGGCUCGGAGCUUCAGGAGGUCAUGAGGAGGCGGCAGGAGAAACUGGCGUCGACCGUAGCAGCGAGUGAUUCUGGCGUGGAGUUGUUCAAUGAGGAGAGCGACCAUUGACCCCUCACUGACCUCUGUCACCUCUGACCUUUUGCAGGACGCUGUAGAGCGCGCUCAGUUUGCAGCCAUAAUGCGCCGUCGACAGGAACUCUUGGACCCAUCUGAUAACGGAACCGGCUCGGAUGCAGAUGAACACGCGUGACCCGACAGGAAGUUUGACUUUUCUACACUAGAGACACGUGAAUGUCGAUAGAUUCAUAUGACCGCAGAAUAUAGUUUAGUGCCAUCAGUUCUUCCUUUCAUAAUCCACAUCUGAGGACUAAUGAAACAAUCACAUAUAUUGAUGUUCAUAUUUACUACUUUAAACAUCCAGCUCAUAGCGCGAGCCGUGACAUCAUCAGAGAUCGACCACUGAAUCGCUUCUGACGAACCGCUCUGAAUGUACAUGGAAGAUUAAGAGACCGUAUCAAGCUGAAGGUUUUUUAAUUACUAGCAUUAAAAUCAUAUUUAUUGACAUGAUUGUUUUGUACUUGAUUGUAAUGCCAAAAGAGAAUCGAUCGUUUCUGUCCAUCUGCCGGUUUUGCUCUUCCAAAUCAAACUCAAGGAAACUUUGAACACAGUCAUUUAUCGAUGUGACAGAUUUUGGGCCAAAGUCAUUUAGCAGUUUGUCUUCCUGUAUCAGCUCUCUCUCUUUAGCCUGUUAUAGUGAUGUGAUGAUGUCAUGAUGAUGUCAUGAUUCGUACGCUCAGUGCUGUAAAUCAUUUACUUUCACCGUCAGAACUGUGGCUGAUGUUUAGCCGAAAUAAUUCUGUGGGUUAAAGGUGAACACUAAUGCCACACGUCACAUUAUACUGUAAAUAUAAAGUGUGUGUGCAGAAUAAAUCAUAAUGUCAUAUUUGUGUUGCAUUAAUACAUUUGUGAUUGUUUGAUGUGUGCGAUCACGGACACCGUAAACGUCAUGUGACUCUUGAGCCGCGGGGCAAUGACAUCAUGUCGACACUGAUUGGCUGAUGGCAGCACAAUAAUAAAUGCU
Molecule: messenger RNA, 4265 nt
Organism: Xyrauchen texanus (razorback sucker)
Lineage: Eukaryota; Metazoa; Chordata; Actinopteri; Cypriniformes; Catostomidae
Product: epidermal growth factor receptor kinase substrate 8-like
Exons: 23
Coding region: 797-3292 (831 amino acids)
Biological process (GO): regulation of Rho protein signal transduction; Rho protein signal transduction; positive regulation of ruffle assembly
Cellular component (GO): plasma membrane; vesicle; ruffle membrane
Molecular function (GO): actin binding
Source: RefSeq, a predicted model, not a curated record